Colletotrichum fioriniae is the source of this 396-nucleotide messenger RNA. RefSeq lists its product as uncharacterized. The record is from RefSeq and is a predicted model, not a curated record. NCBI's taxonomy places the organism in Eukaryota, Fungi, Ascomycota, Sordariomycetes, Glomerellales, Glomerellaceae.
AUGGUUUUCAUCUGGCCAGCCUCUUUCUGGACUUCAAUGUGGUGGAAGGUGGUUCUCAUUCUGGCUAUUUUGGAGCUGUUUUGUCUGGACGGCAUGUACAUGAAGGAAUCUGUCUCCAAGCUUCUGAGUGGAAGCCUUCAACGCAUCAAGCUUUGGUGGCUGUCGGGCUCGCCAAAGCAUGGGCGAGACUUACGAGCCAAAGAGCCCUCGCUAGCCGUCUCUUAUGAGCAACAAGCUCAAAAUGAGCCUCCUGAAGAUCCCGACACGGAGAUGAUGGAGGAUGUUCUCAAUGACGAGGAUGACGACAUUGUUGAUGGAGAAGGGGAUGAGUCUGACAGCAGCAGUGACGAUGAUCAAAAUAUGGGCGAAGAUGCCCUUUCUGGCCAGAGUCCCUAG